UCCCAUAACCAAAUGUUUGCCGUAGAGAACGAUUCAUUGGCUUCUAACAAAAGCUUCUACAAUAUGCCUUUUGUAUUAUUUAGUCAAUUUCAAUAUCCACUAUGGUAAGUUUACUUUGUCAAGAGGGUUGUCUAUUGUUUGGCUCUUUUUUUCUUUCUUGUUUUACUCUUAUUCGUCUUUUUUCCUACUCUUUUAGCUUUCAACAUGCUCCGUUCUUCCUUUAAAACCCUUUUUUUUGCUAUACACAUAUGCAGGUAUUUGCUACUUCGGAUGACGUUUCUCAUCCCAAACUUGUCUAGUUUACCUUUUCUUCCCAUCUGAAAUUGGUUUCUUUGUUUUCAGCACUUUCUUUUCUUCUUCUUCUUCUUGCCUCGCCUCGAUCUCCUUGAUUUUCUCGUUUCUUCCUCCUUGGCGCAUCCUUCGUUUGCUUCAUACGUACUUCAUUAUUGAUUUAGGUAGACAUUCCCGAUUUCGCAAUCUGGUAUAAGCUAAUAUGGUUGAAUGCGUAAAUGCAAAACAGCGCAUUUUUACAAAUGUUACCGUUUUCUACAUAACGAACUAUCCUUUUUUGUCCUUAUAUACAUAUAAGGAUUUUAAAGAACAAUCGCUUAUGCUGUGUUUUUGCUGCUGUUGGGUGGGAAGAAUAUGAAUAGCAGGAAGAAGUAUGAAAAGCAAGAAAUGAUUUCUGAAUUGGCUGCGACAUCAAGCAUACCUUUGGACUUUGUUAAAUCUUCCAUUUCUUAUUUGUUUUUUUUUUUUAUUAUUUUUAAAUUAGAAACGUAAAAGAGUUUCAAGAAACGGAUUCUGCCUCUCUUGCUUUCGAAUAUGACAUACAUCGACAUUUGUCGUUUUCUUUAAUAAUCAUCUACUAACAGUAAUAGGAAUUGGCUAAAUGCUUUUUCGGAAGCCGUUUUUGGAAAGAGUAUUUCUUCUUUUUCUUUCGUCGUAGGAAAGACUCACUUUUCUUCCUUUUCUACUGUCGCUUUGAUCAUUACGGGAUACUAUGUGUCUAUCUUUGUGGGAAGUAGACUCAUGAAGUAUCGUUCUCCAAUUCGUUUAAAGAAGACUUUUCAGUAUUAUAACCUUGUGUUUUCCGUUUCCUCGGGAAUCCUUGCGUUGCUGAUCUUUGAACAAGUUGCUCCGAUGAUAUAUAAGCACGGAUUUUUCUUUUCCAUAUGUAACGAAAAAGCUUGGUCACAACCACUUCUUUUUCUUUACUAUUGUGCUUAUAUUUCAAAAUUUCUUGAACUUGCCGAUACUUUGUUCUUAGUCUUACGAAAGAAGCCACUUCAAUUUCUUCACUAUUACCAUCAUGGAGCCACCGCCUUUUUGGUUUACUCUCAAAUUGUGGGAAGAACUUCCAUCUCCUGGCUUAUAAUUGAAAUUAAUCUUUUGGUUCACGUGGUUAUGUAUUAUUAUUAUUACCUUGUUGCUAGAGGCAUUCGAGUGCCUUGGAAAAAGUGGGUUACCCGUUUUCAGAUUAUUCAGUUUUUUGCCGACCUAGGAUUUAUUUAUUUUGUUUUUGGAACUGAACUUUUAUACCGUUCGAAAAAUUACAAGUAUUGUAUGGGCCAUUGCUCUGGUGAUCCCUUCGCUGCUUUGUGUGGUCUUGUUACUAUUUCGUCUUACCUCGUUUUAUUUGUUGUCUUUUAUCGCAACACUUACAAAAAGAAUGCUGCUUCUAAGAAGGCAAAACAAAGUACUUCCUAUAGCGCUUCAGAUAAUCUUCAUCUGAAGGUUUUAUCUAAAAACAAUGCUACUUUAACCGAAUCCAGCUGUAGUACCUUUGUUAACAAUUUGGGCCCCAUCUCUCCAGGCUUAAGAAGGAACAAGUAAUUCACAACAUAAUCGAUUGAUUCCUUUCUGUUUUCAUAUCAUCUACAUGUCCUGAGUCAUACCAGACCGAUUCUUGCCUUAAUCUUUCGGUCUUAGUAUGCGUUUUAUAAAGGACAAACUUAUUUUCGUGAUGCUUGAGCAAAAAAUACCAAGGAAGAAUAAUAAGAGGAAAGGGUAUUGAGCUUUCUGAAGAACAACUCACUCUCUUGUUUAAACCAAAAAAGAAAAAUAUCGGACUUUUUGAAAACUUGCGUUUAACGAUUCUAGUACUUAUGUUAACAUUCGUACAAGGCUUGAGUCUACGCUGUAAUUGCUUUCCUUUUAUCAACGCCGUUAUUUUAAUUUGGUUAUUUCCUACCUAACUUAUUUGGUGUAGUCUCCUCUAAUGAAGUACUAUUUAGUGGAUUUGUUUCAUAUGUCUAAUAACCCGUAUGCCAACAAGUGCUGGAUAGUUGUUUUUCAAGACUGGAAGUUUGGUCUGUUUGCUUCAUAUUGUACAUAUUAUCAUUCCAAUCUAGGAAUUUUCUAAAAGUUAAUACUAUAAUAACACUUUCUUAUUUUGAAACUUA
Messenger RNA from Schizosaccharomyces octosporus yFS286, 2405 nucleotides. Its product is annotated as GNS1/SUR4 family protein. Gene Ontology annotation, biological process: fatty acid elongation, monounsaturated fatty acid; very long-chain fatty acid biosynthetic process; fatty acid elongation, saturated fatty acid. NCBI's taxonomy places the organism in Eukaryota, Fungi, Ascomycota, Schizosaccharomycetes, Schizosaccharomycetales, Schizosaccharomycetaceae. The record is from RefSeq and is a predicted model, not a curated record. Gene Ontology annotation, molecular function: fatty acid elongase activity. Gene Ontology annotation, cellular component: endoplasmic reticulum membrane. The transcript has 2 exons. Bases 1033 to 1836 code for a protein of 267 amino acids.